AUGCCGACGCCGUCGCCGUCGCCGUCGAAGUCGAUCGUCCAGCGCGACAUCGCGAACAGCGAGGCGGCGCUGCAGGAUGGGGAAACCCCGGAGGCGCGGAAGACCCGCGUGCUCGCCGCCAUCGAGGACGGCUCGCUCGCGAAGAGCGGCGUCACGAGGCUCGACCUGUCCGGGUGCGAUCUCGCGCGGCUGCCUGAGAAGAUCGGGGCGCUGACGUCGCUGGAGUUUUUGAACCUCGGGGACAACCCGCUGUCGUCGCUUCCCGAAUCCUUCGACGGGCUCGUGAACCUUCGCGUGCUGUUCUUCCUUCGGUGCGAGUUCGUGGCCGUCCCGGUCGUGCUCGGACGCAUGAAGUCGCUGUUCAUGCUCAGCUUCAAGGCCAAUCGCGUGAGGGACGUCCCGGAAGGGUGCCUCCCGCCGUCGCUCGGGUGGCUCAUCUUGAGCGACAACGAGAUCGAGAAACUGCCGGCGUGCAUCGGCGAGUGCGUCGGAAUUCGGAAGCUCCUGCUCGCGGGGAACAAGCUCACGAACGCGGGGUUGCCGGACGGGAUGGCGCGUCGACCCGACCCGACGCGACGGUUGCGGUUUCGGUUCGGUUUUUUUUGGUUUAGUUAUUUUGGUUUUCGGCUUCCACGCGUCGUCGUCGUCGUCAAAAAUCUCCGCCAGCUCGAGCUCCUGCGCAUCGCGGACAACGAGCUGACGUCCGUCCCGGAGUGGCUCGCGAACCACGACGCGCUCGCGUGGGUCGCGCUCGCGGCCAACCCCGUCGCGGCGCCGUGGGCGGCGGACGCGGAGAAACGCGCCAAGGCGACCGCGACCGUUCCGCCGCACGUCCACGGGACGAUAGGAAGGGAGCACACGAACAUGGCCGCGCUGGUGCCCGUCCCGGAGGUGCCGACGCUCGCGUUCGAAUCUCUGCGCGUGGACGAGUCGGAGACGCCGUUGGGACGCGGCGCGUCGGGCGCCGUCUACCCGGGGCUGUGGUUGAAAGAAGAGCCGCUGAACGCGUACGACUCGUGCCCGAACGUGUACCGCGUCGUGCCGACGCCGGCCGCGGUCAAGGUGUACAACCACGGCGCGAAGACCUCGGACGGGCGACCGAAGGACGAGAUGCACGCGUCCAUAUUAGCGUCGAAGACGGGGUGUAAGUCCAUCGUGCGCACGAUCGCGACGUUUCAAAAGGAGUGGACGCUACGGAACGAGCGCGACGGGUUCCCGGAGGAAGGGUUAGUCAUGGAGUUUCUGGAACAAGACGAGUGGGUCUCUCUCGGGUCGCCGCCCUCGUUCGACAGCGUGACGAGGGACACGUACUCGAGUAACGUGACGCGGUCGCGAGGGGAGAUCGUCGAGGUGGCGAGGGGCGUCGCCGCCGCGGGCGCGGCGCUGCACGGCGCGGGGGUGUGCCACGGCGAUCUGUACGCGCACAACAUCAUGUUUCGCAGCGACGCCGUGGGCAGAGCGCACUCGCGUCCGAAGCCGCCCGCGGCGAAGCUCAGCGACUUUGGCGCGGCGUUCUUCUACCCGCCCGGGUCUGAGUUUGGACGCGCGUUCGAGCGGAUCGAGGCGCGCGCGUUCGGGAUUCUCCUCCAGGAGCUCCUGUCGCGGCACGACGGGAAAGACGACGGCGGCGGCUCGGUGACGAUAGACGCGCUGAGAGAGAUGGUGAAGGAGUGCGUCGGUCCGCGGGAGAAGCGGCCGACGUUCGCGGACAUCUCGUCGCGGUUGGGCGCGCCGAAGGGGGUGUAG
Micromonas pusilla CCMP1545 is the source of this 1746-nucleotide messenger RNA. RefSeq lists its product as uncharacterized. Bases 1 to 1746 code for a protein of 581 amino acids. Lineage: Eukaryota; Viridiplantae; Chlorophyta; Mamiellophyceae; Mamiellales; Mamiellaceae. The record is from RefSeq and is a predicted model, not a curated record. The transcript has 2 exons. Gene Ontology annotation, biological process: protein phosphorylation. Gene Ontology annotation, molecular function: protein kinase activity; ATP binding; protein binding.